AAACAAGAGCAUGCAAAGACUCAAAUUUUUCUUUGUUUCUUGCGAAUGCUUAAUUUCAGGUUACGUUUCCUAUAUAAACACAUGAUAAUCAAUUGUUACUUCCAACAUCACAAAGCUUUACAAAAAAGAGUGCAAGUGUAAGUUUCUCUAAAUGGGAUCCUUACUUUUAGUAUUGCCUUAUUUUUCCCUUCACUUGUUCUUAUUGCUGCUACUUACACUUUUUACUUCCUACACUUUUUCAUUAUGCAAUCCUCACGACACCUCUGCAUUGUUACACUUCAAGAACUCUUUUUUUGUCAACACUUCAUCGAAACCUUAUGAGUUUGAAAUGUUUAGGUGUUCCUCUUUUUCUUUUAAGACAGAAUCUUGGAAAAAUAGCAAAGACUGUUGCGAGUGGGAUGGUGUCACGUGUGACAACGUUUCAGACCAUGUUAUUGGUUUAGAUCUUAGUUGCAAUAACCUGCAAGGUGAAUUACAUCCCAAUAGCACUAUCUUUCAACUUAGACACCUUCAACAACUCAACUUGGCUUUUAAUGAUUUUGUUUUGUCUUCUGUGCAUGUUAGUUUUGGUGAUCUAGUGAGUCUCACACACCUAAAUCUAUCACAUUGUCUCCAUAGAGGUACUAAUAUUCCUUCACAAAUCUCUCAUUUAUCAAAAUUAGUAUCACUUGAUCUUAGUAGUAGAGGAUUUGGGUCUUUUAUGAAACUCAAUCCCUUCACAUGGAAGAAAUUCAUUCAUAAUGCUACUAAUUUAGGUGAGCUUUAUCUUGAUAAUGUCGAUAUGAGUUCAAUCAACGAGAGCUCUUUGUCUAUGCUAAAGAAUUUGUCAUCCUCUUUGGUUUCUCUUAGUCUAUAUCACACUGGGUUGCAAGGAAAUUUUUCAAGUGACAUCCUCUCUCUACCUAAUCUUCAAAAACUAGAUUUGUCAGGUAAUGAAUAUCUUAGUGGUCAACUUCCAAAGUCCAACUGGAGCACUCCUCUUAGAUACUUGGACCUCUCCGAAACUGCUUUCUCAGGUGAAAUUCCUUAUUCCAUAGGUCAGUUGAAGUCUCUUACUCAUUUAAACCUUCAUUUCUGCAAUUUUAAUGGAAUGGUUCCUCCAUCUUUGUGGAACCUCACUCAACUUACAUAUUUGCACCUUGCUGCCAAUAAUUUUGAGGGUGAGAUCUCAUCAUUACUUUCAAAACUUACAAACCUCACUUUGUUAGAUCUUGGAGAUAAUAACUUUAGCAGCAACAUUCCAAAUGUUUUUGAAAGUUUAAUCAAAUUAGAGUAUUUAUUCAUUUAUAGUAAUAAACUAGUUGGCCCAAUUCCAAGUAAAAUCACAAAUCAUUCAAAAUUGAUCAUUCUGUAUUUAGGACAUAACAUGUUAAAUGGAACAAUUCCACAUUGGUGUUAUAAUUUGCCUUCUUUAGUGGAGUUGCACCUCAACGACAACCACCUCACAGGAUUCAUUGGUGACUUCUUAACUCAUUCUUUGGAAUCUUUGAUUCUCUCUAAUAACAACUUACAUGGUCAUUUUCCAAAUUCAAUAUUUGAACUACAAAAUCUUACUUACUUAGAUUUGUCAUCAACAAAUUUGAGUGGUGUUGUGCAUUUUCACCAAUUUUCAACAUUUAAAAAUCUACGAUUCCUCAAUCUUUCACACAAUACUGCUCUUUCUAUCAACAUUGAUAACAAAGCUAAAAUCCUCACACCUAACCUUCAAGACUUAUAUUUAUCAUCAACUAACAUUACUAAUUUUCCUAAAUUCCUAGCACCCCUACCAAAUUUAAGAAUAUUAGAUCUCUCUAAUAACAACAUUCAUGGGAAAAUUCCCAAAUGGUUUCAAAGUCAGCUCUUAAGCUCAUCAUGGAAGAACAUUGAACACAUUGAUCUUAGUUUCAACAAGUUGCAAGGAGAUCUUCCAGUUCCACCAUAUAACAUUCAAUUUUUGUUGCUCUCAAAUAACAACUUCACUGGAGACAUUCCUUCAACUUUCUGCAAUGUAAUGUUCUUGGGUGUGCUCAAUUUGGCACACAACAAAUUAACAGGAACAAUCCCAGAAUGUCUAGGAACAUUUUCUUAUCUUCAAGUAUUGGAUUUACAAAUGAACAAACUCUAUGGAAGGAUUCCUAGAACCUUUUCCGAACAAAAUUUGUUUGAGACAAUAAAGUUGAAUGACAAUCAAUUGGAAGGACCACUACCACGCUCUUUGGCUCGAUGCACAUCCCUUGAGAUUUUGGACCUUGGAAACAACAACAUAGAUGAUGCAUUUCCAAAUUGGCUUGAAACUCUACAAGAGUUACAAGUACUCAGGCUACGAUCAAAUAAACUUCAUGGUAAAAUCUCAUGUUCUAGCAGUGAGCAUUCAUUUUCGAAGUUGAGAAUUUUUGACAUCUCUCAUAACAAUUUAAGUGGACCCUUGCCAACAUCAUGCAUCAAGAACUUUCAAGGAAUGAUGAAUGUGAAUGACAGCCAAACUGGUCCGGAAUACAUAGGUAAGGAGAGUUACUACACUGAUUCUGUGGUGGUUGUAAUGAAAGGUUUUUCAAUGGAGCUAACGAGGAUAUUGACUACUUUCACAACAAUUGAUUUAUCAAAAAACAUGUUUCAAGGAGAAAUUCCUCAUGUCAUUGGAGAAUUAAUUUCUCUCAUAGGUCUCAACCUUUCAAACAAUGAAAUCACAGGCAAUAUUCCUCAAUCUUUGAGUAAUUUGAGAAGUUUGGAGUGGUUGGAUCUCUCAAGGAACCAAUUGACAGGUGAGAUUCCGAUAGCUUUGACAAAUUUGAAUUUUCUCUCUUUCUUAAACCUUUCACAAAACCACCUUGAGGGAAUGAUACCUAAAGGUCCACAGUUUGAUACAUUUGAAAAUACAUCAUAUGAUGGAAAUACAAUGUUAUGUGGAUUCCCGUUGUCUAAAUCAUGCAAAAAAGAUGAAGAUCAACCACCACAUUCAACUUCUGAAGAUGAAGAGGAAUCAGGUUUUGGAUGGAAAGCGGUAGUAACAGGAUAUGCGUGUGGGGCAAUAUCUGGGCUGCUCUUUGGAUAUAAUGUGUUCUUCAUCGGAAAACCUGUAUGGCUUGUAAGAUUCUUUGAACGUAUGUUUAACAUAAGACUGAAGAGAACUCGCAACAGAGCCGGUGCAAAUCGAAGAAGAGGGAAUUAGUUUGAUGUCAGUGUUUUCAUAUAUUAAGAUAUUAUUGCUUGAAGUUUGAACUUUUUCCGUUUGUGUAAUGAAGCCUUAUCUCUUUUAAUAUCAUAAAGUUAUCUAUUUUAGAUAACUAGUGAAUGCUUGCUUGUGUUAUUUUCAUGUCUGUGUUGCAGCAUGCACUUUAUA
Molecule: messenger RNA, 3319 nt
Organism: Vicia villosa (hairy vetch)
Lineage: Eukaryota; Viridiplantae; Streptophyta; Magnoliopsida; Fabales; Fabaceae
Product: receptor-like protein 7
Exons: 1
Coding region: 152-3148 (998 amino acids)
Molecular function (GO): protein binding
Source: RefSeq, a predicted model, not a curated record